AUGGCAUCUUCCGCCCCUCCACCACCUGCUCAAUUCCCCCUACCAGCUGUACAUACCGCUCUAUCACCGUAUAUACACCCUCCCCAAGAAACACUUCACAUCCGUCAGCUAGCAACCCAGCACCUCGCCAAUCUCUCCACCGAGAAACGUAUCACAGAUGGUUCCGGCUCUACCGAUGAAUUCCGCCGCUUCCUCGAUUUUGAGCUCGGCCGGAAGGGACCAGAUUCUGGCGUACGGAAGGAGUAUCUAAUCGCGCUACGAGAAAACCUCAAAGCAAAGCGGGAAUAUGAAGCUAUGCUCCGCGAGGGAGAUGACGACAAUCCUGGCGAUGAAGAGGAGGUGAACGAUUUAGAGGAGGAAGGGUGGAGGGAACUAUAUCUCAACACGCUAAAACUACGCCGGCAGCAUGAAAGACUGGAGCUACUCAGAGUUUACCUGAAUACUGUCUCUAACCCUAAUGCUGAAGAUCUUGCUGCAGAGGCUGCUGAGAACUUUAAUGAACAGCCGCCUGCACCACCUAUCCAACUUACUGCACAGAGAGGUACAGGCAUUGGAAGUGAUAGUGAGGAUAUAAAAGCAGGGGUGGAGGCAAUGAUACUACGGCUUGAGAAGGAAGUCGUUGCGGCAUAUGAAGCCCUUGAGAAGGAGAAAAACAGGAUACAAGAUCUUCAGGAAGGGCUUCACGAUGAUCCUCAAGGCACAAAAAAGGAAGCGUUAAUCCGAGCCCGAGAUACACUCAUAUCAUGGCUUGAGGGCCAACUUGCACGUACCACAGCUGGCGGUGAGCCUGAAGACGAAGAUAUGAUGGAUGUUACCUCCGAAGAAGAAGUUGAAGGGGUCUCGGCGCAACAAAUAGUAGACCGGAUUCAAGCAGCUUACAACGACUAUCUCAGGUCCCGAACAGAAUUAGUACAUAUACUUGCCUCUGCACCUUCCAUUGACGAAACCGGGCCCCUUUCUAUAGAUCCUACCGAUCUCCCAACUGAACUUCCGGGUACGAUGAAGAAGACUAUACCUGCACCACCAAUCCUCAGUGUGCUAACAGCGAUGGAGCACCUUUUACCCCUUACUAAAUAUGCAAAAUCUCUUCUCUAUCAACGAACACAGCUCUCAACCUCGCUCUCAUCGCAGCAAAAGAAAUUACUCCGCCUUCUAGAGUCUUCCCUCGAAAAGUUCUCAAUCCAACCUCCCCCUAUCGCCGCUACCACCGUCUCCCCGUCACUCGAGAUGGUAACAGCGCUAGCCUCAACAUCAAAGGCUGCGAUAGCGAAGAAUUGUAUAGAGGUUGGCAAAAAUGUGACUGACGCAAAAAAGACGCUUGAGAACGUUGAAGGAGUGUUGGCGGAGGUGGAAACUUUAGUCGUCAUGCCAAAGAAAGAAGUGUCUAAAAUUCCUAUGGCAAGGAGGAAAAAGAAGGGGAGAAGAGAGGAAGAGGAAGAAGUGGACAAGGGCUUGUGGGGAGGACUAGGAGGUGGGGUGGGGGUUAUUGGGGAUGGGAUCUAA
Molecule: messenger RNA, 1503 nt
Organism: Morchella sextelata
Lineage: Eukaryota; Fungi; Ascomycota; Pezizomycetes; Pezizales; Morchellaceae
Exons: 1
Coding region: 1-1503 (500 amino acids)
Source: RefSeq, a predicted model, not a curated record